Molecule: messenger RNA, 2877 nt
Organism: Knipowitschia caucasica
Lineage: Eukaryota; Metazoa; Chordata; Actinopteri; Gobiiformes; Gobiidae
Source: the annotation of a GenBank genome assembly
AUGGUGGCAAAUGACCCCUCGGCUUAUGGGCGAGAGAAACAUCAGCUGUUAAAGAGUGGUGAUGUCAUGGCUGCAGCUCAAACCACGGAGAAGUCCCAGAUUACCCUCACAGUGGUGUCGGCGAAGCCUCAGUCUCCGAAGCUUCCAAGUCGCCAGUCACGCCUCAGCACGUUUGUGGAGGUGACAGCAGAUGGCCUGAGCAGUGAGAGUAAGAAAACCAGCAAACGGAGUGGCCAUGUGGAGCUGCAGUGGAAUGAAGACCUGAUGCUGAACGUGACGCCUCAGAGCCACCUGGAUCUGAAGUUGUGGAGCUGUCACACGCUGAGGAAGGAGCUGCUUGGCAGUGCUACCAUUGACCUCAUGGACACUCUGCGCACCCACCAGGGAAAAAUGGAAAACAUCCAUCUGAGUUUAGCGUUGCAGUCAGAAACCAAAGGCACAGUGGUGAAUGGCGGUGAGCUCACAGUGUGUCUGGAUGGUCUGGUGGUGGAUCUGAGAGCCCUAUGCAGCAGCAACAGCAGCACUCCACCAGACAAGGGAACCGACAUUGGAGCCGACAUUGGAGCCGACAUUGGAGCAGACAGGGGAGCAGACAGGGGAGCAGACAGGGGAGCAGACAGGGGAGCAGACAGGGGAGCAGACAGGGGAGCAGACAGGGGAGCAGACAGGGGAGCAGACAGGGGAGCAGACAGGGGAGCAGACAGGGGAGCAGACAGGGGAGCAGACAGGGGAGCAGACAGGGGAGCAGACAGGGGAGCAGACAGGGGAGCAGACAGGGGAGCAGACAGGGGAGCAGACAGGGGAGCAGACAGGGGAGCAGACAGGGGAGCAGACAGGGGAGCCGACAGGGGAGCCGACAGCACCACUCAGAUUGAGCACAGUGUGGCCUCGCAAAGCAGGACUGAGCGUGUGUGUGCAGUGGUGUCCCAGCCCUGUCCAGUGGAAUCUGUGAUGACCGGAGAUCUACCUGAAGAGCCACUGCUCCCCCAGCUCAGCCAGUCCAAGAGCUGCAGCCCAGCAGGCAGCACAGAUAAAGUGGAGCUGACAUGUGACGUUGGAGACAGUGUUGUUGGGGCCCCUCCUCCGCCUCUGCAUGACCCCUCACUGCCCGGAGUCCCCCCUGAAGGCCCCCCAAGCAGCAACAGUGAGGCCAUGGUGGACAUGCUCCCAGCUGGCUGGGAGCAGAGAGUCCUACCACAUGGCAGAGUCUAUUAUGUGGACCACAACACAAAGACGACCACCUGGGAAAGACCUCUGCCCCUUGGCUGGGAGAAGCGAGUGGACCAAAGAGGCCGCUUCUAUUACGUAGACCACAACACGCGGACCACGACAUGGCAGAGGCCCACAGCUGAGUCUGUGAGAAGCUACCAGCAGUGGCAGAGUCAGCGCAGCCAGCUCCAGGGCGCUAUGCACCACUUCAGCCAACGCUUUCUAUAUCAGCCAUCCGGAGCGCCUGUGGAGAAUGACCCUCUCGGCCCGCUACCUCCAGGCUGGGAAAAGCGCCAGGACAAUGGCAGAAUGUACUUCGUUAAUCACAACACUCGCACUACGCAGUGGGACGACCCGCGCACCCAAGGGCUGGUGAAGGAGCAUCCUCUUCCUCCAGGAUGGGAGACGAAGUACACUCCUGAGGGAGUACGCUAUUUUGUGGACCACAACUCGCGCACCACCACAUUUAAAGACCCUCGGCCCGGGUUUGAGUCUGGAUCCCGGGAGAGCUGCUCCCCGAGGGCAUACGACCGGAGCUUCAGGUGGAAGUAUCAUCAGUUUCGCUUCUUGUGCUACUCCAAUGCACUGCCGAGCCAUGUGAAGAUCUCAGUGUCGCGACAGACGCUGUUUGAGGAUUCCUUUCAACAGAUCAUGAACGUGAAGCCGUACGACCUCCGCAGACGACUCUACAUCAUCAUGCGGGGGGAGGAGGGGCUGGACUACGGGGGCAUCGCCAGGGAGUGGUUCUUCCUGCUGUCCCACGAAGUCCUCAACCCCAUGUACUGUCUUUUUGAGUACGCGGGAAAGAACAACUACUGCCUGCAGAUAAACCCAGCCUCCUCCAUCAAUCCGGACCACCUCACUUACUUCCGUUUUAUCGGCCGCUUCAUUGCCAUGGCGCUGUACCAUGGGAAGUUCAUAGACACAGGCUUCACAUUGCCUUUCUACAAACGAAUGUUGGACAAAAAACCCACCCUGAAAGACCUGGAGUCCAUCGAUCCAGAGUUCUAUAACUCCAUUAUGUGGGUCAAGGAGAACAGUUUGGAGGAGUGCGGCCUGGAACUCUACUUUGCACAGGACAUGGAAAUCUUGGGGAAGGUGUCUACGCACCAACUCAAGGCAGACGGGGAGAACAUGCUGGUCACUGACAACAACAAGGAGGAGUACAUAGGGCUGCUCAGUGAUUGGCGGUUUACUCGUGGCGUGGAGGAGCAGACCAAAGCAUUCCUGGAUGGCUUUAAUGAAGUAGUUCCCCUGGAAUGGCUACGAUACUUUGACGAGAAGGAGCUGGAGUUGAUGCUGUGUGGAAUGCAGGAGAUCGACCUGACAGACUGGCAGAAGAACACCAUCUACAGACAUUACACCAAGAACAGCAAACAGAUUCACUGGUUCUGGCAGGUGGUCAAAGACAUGGACAACGAGAAGAGAAUUCGUCUGCUUCAGUUUGUCACUGGCACGUGUCGGCUGCCGGUUGGAGGCUUUGCGGAGCUCAUAGGGAGCAAUGGUCCUCAGAAGUUCUGCAUUGAUAAAGUGGGGAAGGAGACUUGGCUUCCACGAAGCCACACAUGUUUCAACCGUCUGGACCUGCCUCCGUACCGUAGCCUGGAGCAGCUUCGCGAGAAGCUCAUGUUUGCCAUCGAGGAGACUGAAGGCUUUGGACAGGAGUGA